AUGUAUGUAUAUCCUGUUUUUAAACUCCAAGGCUUGAUAAAAGACCGGAUCCCCACGUCCUUUGAGUCGCAUUCGCAGCAGCUUUCCUGGGCGAAAGGCACCCUGCAGGAUAUCAGUCGAGAGCAUCAUCCAACAGACUAUCUGGCGGCGCGCCUUGACAGGGAAACAAAAAUCGCCAAGCAGCUGGGGACGCUUGGAGGUGGGAACCACUUUAUAGAGGUGGUCUAUUCCGAGGGCAGUGAGCAGGUGUGGUGUAUGCUUCACAGUGGCAGCCGAAAUGUCGGCAACACUACAGCAUCCUUCUACGAUCAAGUUGCUGGCAACAGGGGCGUGGCUCUCAGAGGCCACGCCGGUUCUCUGAAUUACCUGGAGAUUGACAGUGCAGAUGGCCAGGAUUAUUUGAAGGACAUGCAGUGGUGUCAGGCAUAUGCCAGGGAAAAUCGCAGAAGCAUGUUGGAUCUCAUGGUUUCCUCCGUGGAGGAGGUUACUGGCAAACGAGCGGAUAUGUCCAGGGCCGUGAAUGCUCAUCACAACUUUUGCCAGUGUGAAAAAUGCCGGUUCUACGAUCACAAAACUGGGGCCGUCAAAGAGAAAGACCUCUGGGUUACCCGCAAGGGUGCCACAAGUGCACGUGCGGGUCAGUAUGGCAUCAUUCCAGGCAGCAUGGGCGUGGGAAGCUACAUCGUCAAAGGGCGCGGAGCCAGAGGCUCUUGGCAGAGCUGCUCUCACGGGGCUGGCAGGACCAUGUCCAGGACGAGAGCCAAAAAGAUCAUUCCGCAGGAGGACUUCGAGGCCUCCAUGCGAGGAAUCAUAUGUGACACCGAUCCUGCGGUGCGCGAUGAGGCGCCGCAGGCCUACAAGGACUUAGGGCAGGUUCUGAAGAACCAGGCGGAUCUCGUGGAGGUGGAACAUCGACUUCUCCCUCUGGUCAAUGUGAAGGGCUUUGAGGAGAAGGGCAGUUUCUCUGGCGGUCGCAGCAGCUCUCGUGGCAGCUUCUCCCCCGGUGGCCGCAAACGAAGCAAAAGCAAGAAGAAGCAGCGCAAAGCCUCACGGCGCACGUGA
Symbiodinium pilosum is the source of this 1062-nucleotide messenger RNA. NCBI's taxonomy places the organism in Eukaryota, Dinophyceae, Suessiales, Symbiodiniaceae. The record is from the annotation of a GenBank genome assembly.